GCGGCGUUCGAGAGCUCUCGAGGGACGACGCGGGGAGCGCGCGGGCGCGUCGCGGGCGUCCGUCGAGGUCGCUGUCGCGCGUGUGGCGCGCGUCCGCGUGUGCGCGCGCCGCGCUGGAAAGUUCCCGCGCUUUCAAGUCAGGCGCGUUCUUUACAAAAGUUUUCACCCAUCUCCCGGUUUCAACAUUUGAUCGCGUCUACUUUCAACUGACCGAUGAACUUUUUUGUUGGGGUCAGCCUGGCCGCGCGCUGCGCACAGCCAACGAACAAGAUGAUGUCGAACGAUCGAUCCUCCUCCCGUCCUCGUCACAACGCGCGGCCCCGCGCCACGUCGCGUCGUCGUCGUCGUCGAGACCAUGCCCGGCCCGCCGACGCCGAACAUGUUCGACGGGCACCUCUCGCCGAACCACCAGGUCGCGAUGUCGCCACCGCGCGCGUCCUCCUUGGGUCGCGACGUCGUGUCCCGCGCGUCCCCGACCGGAUCCCCGAUCGCGGCGCGCGACGGCGACCGCGACGCGUACUUCUCGCAGCUCCUCGAGCGGAACUGCAGCGUCGGGAAAGGUCGCCGCGCGGACGGCGGCGGCGUCCCGGGGGACCCGAACGCGGUCUACGGCGGGCUCGCGAGCGCGAUCGACGAGCGCGUCGAGCGAUGCGGUGGCGGCAAAGAACCGUUCCUCAUCGGCGUCGCGGGAGGCACCGCCUCGGGGAAGACCACGGUGUGCGACCUCAUCAUGCAUAACCUCCAGGAGAAGCGCGUCGUGCUCAUCGCGCAGGACUCGUUCUACCGCGGGCUCACGCCGGAGGAGCACGCGAACGUGACGUCGUACAACUUCGACCACCCGGACGCGAUCGACACGGGCGCGUUCACUCUCACACUUGUCCCCGUACGACAGCGUCGGCGCGGCGCGCUCGUGAAGAUUUUGAAAGAUUUAUUGCUCCGAAACCCGGUGGAGGUGCCCGUGUACGACUUCGUGACGCACUCGCGCGGGGAGGAGACUAUCCGAGUAGAGCCCGCGGACGUCAUCAUCAUCGAGGGGAUCCUCGUGCUCGCGAUGGAGGAGGUGCGCGACCUGUGCCACAUGAAAAUUUUCGUCGACACCGACGACGACUUGCGGCUGGCGCGGCGGCUGAAACGCGACACCGUGGACCGCGGACGCAGCGUCGACGGCGUCAUCUCGCAGUACACGACGUUCGUGAAGCCGAUGUUUGACACGUUCGUGAGCCCUUCGAAGAAGUACGCGGACGUGAUCAUCCCGUGGGCGCAGGGGGAGAACUCAGUCGCGAUCGACCUCAUCGUCCAACACAUUCGAACGAAGCUCGGACAAAACGACCUGCGAAGAAUCUACCCCAACCUCAUCGUGUUGCCUCCGAACUUUCAAAUUCGAGGCAUGCACACGAUCAUUCGGAACGCGCGGUGCCACCGCGCGGACUUUGUGUUCUACGCGGACCGCCUCAUUCGCUUGGUCGUCGAGCACGCGUUGGGACACUUGCCGUUUAAAAACGAAAUCGUCAAGACUCCCAACGGCGACGUCUACAACGGCGUGACGUUUAGUAAAAAAAUAUGCGGCGUGUCCAUCAUACGGUCCGGGGAGGCGAUGGAGAACGCGCUGCGGGCGUGCUGCAAGGGGAUCAAGAUCGGGAAGAUUCUCAUCGAGCGAAGAGACAGGGAGGGGACCGCGGAUCUCGCGGUGUUUUCGCCGCCGCCGAGCCAGCGGCCGAGCCGGCACUCGUCCUCCGCGGUGACGAUGGUCGCGUCGCUGGAAGACGGAACGUCAACCGACGCGAUGAGCGAUUCACCCCCCCUGAAGACGCCGCGGGUCAUCUACGAGAAGAUGCCGAGCGACAUCGCGGAUCGGUACGUGCUGCUGCUGGAUCCGAUUCUCGCCACGGGGGUGUCGUCGAUGUCAGCGAUCGACCGCCUCAAGAGCUGCGGCGUGCGAGAGGACCGCAUCAUGUUCGUCACCGUGAUCGCGGCGUCGCAAGGGAUACACGCGCUCGCGAUGCGGUACCCGCAGAUGAAGAUCAUCACGUCCGAGGUGGACGCCGGGUUGAACGACGACAACAGGGUCGUCCCGGGCGUCGGCGAGUUUGGGGACAGAUACUUCGGGACGGAGGAUCACCGAGAGAAGAAGUAGAACGGAGACUUCGGGGACGACGACGACGACGAGGGCGAGGCCGUCGUCGGGCUGGAGUGACGCGUCGGGUGACGCGUUAUUGACUGGCGCGUUGGCGCUGUGGUGUGUUGUCUCGGCGCGCGCGGUCGGUGUAUUCUUCUAUCUACUAGAACCGCUC
Molecule: messenger RNA, 2291 nt
Organism: Micromonas pusilla CCMP1545
Lineage: Eukaryota; Viridiplantae; Chlorophyta; Mamiellophyceae; Mamiellales; Mamiellaceae
Exons: 2
Coding region: 356-2134 (592 amino acids)
Cellular component (GO): cytoplasm
Molecular function (GO): ATP binding; kinase activity
Source: RefSeq, a predicted model, not a curated record